AUGUAUCUUGAGAAUGAAACCUGUAACAAUGAUGUUGACAUUAGUCAGUUAUUUGCAAAAUUUUUUCAAUCAGUAUAUACAUUACCUAAUGUGCAACCUACUAGCAAUGACAAUGAUAAUGCUGUUAAUGGAGACAAUAAUAGUAUUUUGAAUAGCUCUAUGUUUGAUCUGCAAAAUAUGUACAUCUCUCCUAGUGAAAUAUUCGAUAAGAUUAAGAUUCUAGAUGUACAUAAAUCAGCCGGACCAGAUAGGGUGCCGCCUCUCCUCUUACGUUCAUGUUCUACGUCAUUCAUAAAACCAUUGCACAUUUUAUAUAAUAAAUCUCUCAAUAGCUCUGUCUUUCCAUACGAGUGGAAAAAAGAUGAACAGCAUGGUUUUUUCAAAAAUAGAUCUACCACAACAAAUUUGGGUGUUUUCACAAAUUUUCUGUUACUGAACAUGGAGGAGAAGGUGCAAAUUGAUGCGAUUUAUACGGAUUUUUCAAAGGCAUUUGAUAAGGUGGAUCAUGGGAUUCUUGUCGCAAAGCUAAGGGACCUGGGAUUUCCUGAUAAUCUGUUGAAAUUUAUUAGAAGUUACUUAAAUAACAGAUAUCAAUAUAAACAAACAAAAGUGAGUGGAAUUCCUAACGACAAAAUUCACGAGGCAAAAGCCGAUGAGUGUCGCACACCUCUGGCAAAUCAAGAAUUUUUAUGA
Messenger RNA from Leptopilina boulardi, 693 nucleotides. RefSeq lists its product as uncharacterized. The transcript has 3 exons. NCBI's taxonomy places the organism in Eukaryota, Metazoa, Arthropoda, Insecta, Hymenoptera, Figitidae. The record is from RefSeq and is a predicted model, not a curated record. Bases 1 to 693 code for a protein of 230 amino acids.